Gongylonema pulchrum is the source of this 405-nucleotide messenger RNA. The record is from the annotation of a GenBank genome assembly. NCBI's taxonomy places the organism in Eukaryota, Metazoa, Nematoda, Chromadorea, Rhabditida, Gongylonematidae.
AUGAACAUUUCAUGUGUGAUAACACUGAUCUUCUAUGUAACACCCAUGUGCACACGUUUGUUGAUCGUUGACGUAACUGAUACAACACUGGUCGACGUCCUGAUAGUGUAUUCAGGAAUCAGUUGCACUUUCAAUCCACUAGCAAUCCUUGCAGCUCUGUUCAUUAUGCAGGAAGACGUGAAAGCGGCUGUCCACAGCAGUUUGCCGAAUUGUUUGCAUUGGCUAAUUCAACAUCAGCCACCAAGUUUCGUCUCCGGCACAUUGCAGGGUGACAAGCUGACGACGGCUAAUCAUGAGAUCCAAAAAAAACACAUCAUGGCAGCAUUUUUCUCGCGCUUGCCGCAGUGGACCAAGAAAACUGCAGUACAGUCGCUUUCGAAAUCAGCAACGUCCGCGCAACCAUAA